CGAACGACGUGUUUGUCGCACGCAGGCAGCAUUUAAUAUAUUUUGUAAUUUUAUUGGUAGUGAUGCAAUACUAAUAUUCCUAUCAAAGAGUGAAAAUUAAUUCUAUUAAAUAUGUCGCACAAAACUUUAAUAGAUUUCGUAGUGAAAUACCACACGCCGCGGUUAUUAAACAACAUAGUGUUCUUUCCGAGCAAUGGGAAUUCAUAUUUUGGAAGACGUCUGGUUGUCCCUGCGAAAACGAUAGCUUCAACAGCGGUAUCUCCAAGGAACUUCAGCACAACUAGCACCAAGUUCACAGAUGUACAAGCCGCCGAACAGAUACAGAUACAAGGCAAAUUCCAAUUAAUGUAUACCUGCACAAAAUGUAAUACCAGAAGCACAAAGUUCAUCACAAAACUUGCCUACUACAAGGGAGUGGUGAUCGUGAAUUGUGAUGGUUGUGAGCACAGACACCUGAUUGCUGAUAACUUAAAUUGGUUCAGUGAUAUGAAUGGAAAGAAAAACAUAGAAGAUAUCAUGGCGGAGAAGGGAGAAACGGUUCAGAAGAUAUUGUCAGAAGAUCUUGAGUUUAUUGCAAACGAAAUGGUCAAGAAUAUAGAGAAACCUGAAGCUGAAGAGUUAGCCACAUUACCAAAACUAUGAAGAGAUAAUAAAAUUAUGUAAUCUGCAGUUUUCUUUUCCA
Cydia splendana is the source of this 682-nucleotide messenger RNA. Its product is annotated as DNL-type zinc finger protein-like. Lineage: Eukaryota; Metazoa; Arthropoda; Insecta; Lepidoptera; Tortricidae. Gene Ontology annotation, biological process: protein stabilization; protein import into mitochondrial matrix; protein folding. Gene Ontology annotation, cellular component: mitochondrion. The transcript has a single exon. The record is from RefSeq and is a predicted model, not a curated record. The coding region runs from base 112 to 642 and encodes 176 amino acids. Gene Ontology annotation, molecular function: zinc ion binding; protein-folding chaperone binding.